GCGUCACCCAUGAAGCGGCGAAGCAGAUGCGCGUCAUCCUCUUUGCAAGUCUUGAAAUACUUGUGAAGCGUGUAGCUUGCUCCUCCUGAUCCCGCCAUCUCCCGAAAUUUGCCCGAUGUCCACUCGGAGUCGAGCAGCUCAUUUGCAAUCCUCGCCGAAAUCAUACCACCCCGUCCUACGUUACCAAUUCUGCAGGAUCUACGAGAACAAUUCAUCUGCUUCAGUCUCUCGUCGUGGCACUGAUCUGCCUUGCUUGAAUCCGUUGGGAAGGUCGAUGUGGGCAUGUAAUGGGUAGCGGUUGCUGACUCGUAGGAAACGGUCUGGCGAGCGGUGUGGUGUGGUUGCAUUCACGAUUCAAGAUUGCGAUUGCGAUUGCUUGCAUUGUCUGCGCACAGGAGAGUGCUCAUCACGUGGACCUUUUAUGAGGCACGCUUAAAUCGCAAAGGGGCGGUGGUAUAUAGUCACGAGUGCCUUUGGUCAGCUGUG
Molecule: messenger RNA, 486 nt
Organism: Ceraceosorus bombacis
Lineage: Eukaryota; Fungi; Basidiomycota; Exobasidiomycetes; Ceraceosorales; Ceraceosoraceae
Source: the annotation of a GenBank genome assembly